Phyllostomus discolor (pale spear-nosed bat) is the source of this 6189-nucleotide messenger RNA. RefSeq names its product Sp1 transcription factor (gene SP1). Gene Ontology annotation, biological process: regulation of transcription by RNA polymerase II. The transcript is spliced from 6 exons. The coding region runs from base 153 to 2516 and encodes 787 amino acids. NCBI's taxonomy places the organism in Eukaryota, Metazoa, Chordata, Mammalia, Chiroptera, Phyllostomidae. Gene Ontology annotation, molecular function: RNA polymerase II cis-regulatory region sequence-specific DNA binding; DNA-binding transcription factor activity, RNA polymerase II-specific. The record is from RefSeq and is a predicted model, not a curated record.
UAGGCCGGGCUUGUGGCGCGCUGCUCCCUCCUCCUUACCCCCCCCUCCCUGUCCGGUCCGGGUUCGCUUGCCUCGUCAGCGUCCGCGUUUUUCCUGGCCCCCCCCAACCCCCCCGGACAGGACCCCCUUGAGCUCGUCCCUCAGCUGCCACCAUGAGCGACCAAGAUCACUCCAUGGAUGAAAUGACAGCUGUGGUGAAGAUUGAGAAAGGAGUUGGUGGCAAUAAUGGGGGCAAUGGUAAUGGUGGCAGUGCCUUUUCUCAGGCUCGAAGCAGCAGCACAGGCAGUAGCAGCAGCAGUGGAGGAGGAGGAGGACAGGAAUCCCAGCCAUCCCCUUUGGCUCUGUUGGCAGCAACUUGCAGCAGAAUUGAAUCACCUAAUGAAAACAGCAACAACUCCCAGGGCCCAAGCCAGUCAGGGGGCACAAGUGAGCUGGACCUCACAGCUGCACAACUCUCACAGGGUGCCAAUGGCUGGCAGAUCAUCUCUUCCUCCUCUGGGGCUACUCCUACCUCAAAGGAACAGAGUGGCAGCAGUACCAAUGGCAGCAAUGGCAGUGAGUCUUCCAAGAAUCGUACUGUCUCUGGUGGGCAGUAUGUUGUGGCUGCCACCUCCAAUUUACAGAACCAGCAAGUCCUUACAGGACUACCUGGUGUGAUGCCUAAUAUUCAGUAUCAAGUAAUCCCACAGUUCCAGACUGUUGAUGGGCAACAGCUGCAAUUUGCUGCCACUGGGGCCCAAGUGCAGCAGGAUGGUUCUGGUCAAAUACAGAUCAUACCAGGUGCAAACCAACAGAUCAUCACAAAUCGAGGAAGUGGAGGCAACAUCAUUGCUGCUAUGCCAAAUCUACUUCAGCAGGCUGUCCCCCUUCAAGGCCUGGCUAAUAAUGUCCUCUCAGGACAGACUCAGUAUGUGACCAAUGUACCGGUGGCCCUGAAUGGGAAUAUUACUUUGCUUCCUGUUAACAGUGUUUCUGCAGCUACCUUGACUCCUAGCUCUCAGGCAGUCACGAUCAGUAGCUCUGGGUCCCAGGAGAGUGGCUCACAGCCCGUCACCUCAGGGACUUCCAUCAGUUCUGCCAGUUUGGUAUCAUCACAAGCCAGUUCCAGCUCCUUUUUUACCAAUGCCAAUAGCUAUUCAACAACUACUACCACCAGCAACAUGGGAAUUAUGAACUUUACCACCAGCGGAUCAGCAGGGACCAAUUCUCAAGGCCAGACAUCCCAGAGGGUUAGUGGGCUGCAGGGUUCUGAUGCUCUGAACAUCCAGCAGAACCAGACAUCUGGAGGCUCACUGCAAGCAAGUCAGCAAAAAGAGGGAGAGCAAAACCAGCAGUCUCAGCAGCAACAACAAAUUCUUAUCCAGCCUCAGCUAGUCCAAGGAGGACAGACCCUCCAGGCCCUUCAAGCAGCACCGUUGUCAGGGCAGACCUUUACAACUCAAGCUAUCUCCCAGGAAACCCUCCAGAAUCUCCAGCUUCAGGCUGUUCCAAACUCUGGUCCCAUCAUCAUCCGGACACCAACAGUGGGGCCCAAUGGACAGGUCAGUUGGCAGACUCUUCAGCUGCAGAACCUCCAAGUUCAGAACCCACAGGCCCAGACAAUCACCUUGGCCCCAAUGCAGGGUGUUUCCCUGGGGCAGACCAGCAGCAGCAAUACCACCCUUACACCCAUUGCCUCAGCGGCCUCUAUCCCCGCGGGCACAGUCACUGUGAAUGCUGCUCAACUCUCCUCCAUGCCUGGCCUCCAGACUAUUAACCUCAGUGCUUUGGGUGCUUCAGGAAUCCAGGUGCACCAGCUUCCAAGCCUGCCAUUGGCUAUAGCAAAUGCUCCAGGUGAUCAUGGAGCUCAGCUUGGCCUCCAUGGGGCCAGUGGUGAUGGAAUACAUGAUGAUGCAGCAGGAGGAGAGGAAGGAGAAAACAGCCCAGAUCCCCAACCCCAGGCUGGUCGGAGGACCCGGAGGGAAGCAUGCACCUGCCCCUACUGUAAAGAUAGUGAAGGAAGAGGCUCUGGGGAUCCUGGCAAAAAGAAACAGCACAUUUGCCACAUUCAAGGCUGUGGCAAAGUAUAUGGCAAGACCUCACACUUACGGGCACACUUGCGUUGGCAUACAGGAGAGAGGCCAUUCAUGUGUACCUGGUCAUACUGUGGGAAACGUUUCACACGUUCAGAUGAGCUACAAAGGCACAAACGCACGCACACAGGUGAGAAGAAAUUUGCCUGCCCUGAGUGUCCCAAGCGCUUCAUGAGGAGUGACCACCUGUCAAAGCAUAUCAAGACCCACCAGAAUAAGAAGGGAGGCACAGGUGUAGCCCUGAGUGUGGGCACGUUGCCCCUGGACAGUGGGGCAGGUUCAGAAGGCAGUGGUGCUGCCACUUCUUCAGCCCUUAUUACCACCAAUAUGGUAGCCAUGGAGGCCAUCUGUCCAGAGGGUAUUGCUCGUCUUGCCAACAGUGGCAUCAACGUCAUGCAGGUGGCGGAUCUGCAGUCCAUUAAUAUCAGUGGCAAUGGCUUCUGAGAUCAGGCACCCAGGGCCAGAGACAUAUGGGUUAUACCCAUUAACCCUGGGAUGCAAGGUAGCAUGGGUCCAAAAGACAUGUGGGAGAGAGAGCCAUGAGGCAUUAAAAUGCAUGGUGGUGGGAAGAAUUGGGGAGGAAUACAAGAGAAGAGAUGGGGUCCUGGCACUUACCUAUAGCAUCAGUGCCUCCUUGCAGUGGAAAACAUCAGUGAAAAUUCUGUUGGUGCCACCCUUUGAUGAGAGUUUGACCCCAGUUUCUUCUUAUAUUUCUUACCCAGCUUCCCUGUCCUGCGUUUCCCUUCUCAGCUCCCUCAUGAUGGAUCCCCCCCUUUCCUAAAGCCAUCAUGCCUUGAUAAAUAUAUAUGAUCAUUGAAAUACUUUUUAACAAAAAACAGAUUCUAUAUUAUAUAUAUAUAUAUAUAAAAGAUAUAUAGAGAUGCAUUUGCAGGGGUUGGCUGGGAGGAGGAAGGAGACCAUUCUAUGACCAAAAUACCUUGGUCAUUUUUUUAUAUUGCCUUAUUUCCUUAUGGCUGAGCCUUGUUGUGACACAUCAAGCUUCUGUAGAUGUUGUCUUGGCUUCCCACUAGAUUAAGCAUCCAUAUGCUCUGCUUUUAGUUUAUAUAUACAUACAUAUUGUUUUUCUUAAUUUUGUCUUUUUAUUUGGGAUCAGCUUCUUGCACUCCUUUCCUGACUCCAUCCUUUCUGUCUCCCUUUCUCUCACCUGAUCAUUUCAUGUUUUUGGAAGUGAUCCCUGGAUGAGGCACUUCUGUGAAUCUUUUAAAGUCUUAAGUACCAGCAGCAGAAUGGAGAAACCUUGAAGCCCAGGAUGAUGCUUGAAGUAACUGUGUGUGGAGAAAGUGUUCAAAAUACUGCUUACUGACGCAGGCACCCUCUUGGUGCUGGAGAGUCAAGGGCACCACUCCAUCAGCUGCUCUAAGCAUCACGAGUCAGAAGUCUUUCUAUGUAAUUGUACAAGAGAUCCUUUGAAGAUUAUAAUCUGGGAUCAGUUGUAUAAAUUAUCAAAAGAUGGUCACGUCAUAGAUGGGGGCUUUUAAUAAGAAAAUGAUGUGCUCAGAAGCAGAAGUGACUCAGUAGUCCAGUUCAGGAGUUAGUGGAGUAUUUGGACUUUUGUACAGCUGUCUUCCAAGGUGGCUCUAAGCUUUGAUUUUACAUAAGCUGAGUUCACAUUCUGAAAGGAAGUACGCUUCCUCUUUUGAACAUCCCCAGUAGUGUCUUUCCCGUUAUGUUAUUAAGGAGCAUCAGGCAAUGAAUCUCUUCCAGGUUUCCAUUCUGCAGAACUCCAGAGCAUGGACUAGUGGUAAGGCAGUGGUCCUUUGAUCUUUUCCCUUAUCUCUUCCUUGGGUGGUUCCUAAGGAAAAAGGAAGCACAUGAUCAUGGGAACAAUAGCCCAGAACAAAAACCACUGUUGUUUAUGGGAGAGAUUGGGAGAAACCAUCCUACUUUCUUCAUGGCCUAAUUCCUGAAGAUACUGAUCCAAAAAUUAUAGCGGCAGGGAACUCUUAGUGCAUUUGGCACUGAGAUUUAAAUGCAACCAGAGUUGUCCUCAAGGCCCAGCCAUUAAAACAUCGGCUCUCUUGACCUUCUGGUGUCUUGUCAGAGGGCUUUUCACUGUGAGGAAGUGUGGAAAUGGCUGCGUGUAUGUGUGUAAUCUGUUAGGUUGGGGAUAGGUUUUCUGUUAGCCAUUACUAAAAGAGACCUGCAAUAAAAAAUUACCCUGAUCUGAUAGUGAAGUGUUUGUGUAUGACUGUGUGUGAGUGUGUGUUCGUGCCUGUAUAUAUCUACACACAGAUGAGAAAUUAUAUUUAACAUUGUUGGAAAAUAAAUUCAGAUCAAAAUGCCUUUCAGGCCCAUUACCUAGAAAUUUAUCUUAAAAUCUAGGUAUGUUCCUGAGGUCAUUUCUUUGCUUAUGCUAAAUUAGUUACAAUUAUGAAUGGGGGAUAUUUUUUUAAUAUAUUUUAUUGAUUAUGCUAUUACAGUUGUCCCAAUUUUUCCCCCUUUGUCCCCCUCCACCUGGUACCCCCAGUCCCUCCAGCAGUCUCCCCACCACCGUAGUUUGUGUCCAUGGGUCAUGCAUAUAAGUUCUUUGGCUACUCCAUUUCCUAUACUGUUUUUAACAUCUGAAUGGGGGAUAUUCUACUGCACUUUGAAAAGAAGAAACUAUUUUUGUGUUUGAAGGUGAAACCAUCUAUUGCAGAAUCCUAGUUCCUUUCAUAAUUUUUUUUACCUUGACUACAAACAGAUGAUGCUAUGAUUCUACUAUAUUUUUAUAUAAAAUCUAUCCAAAUUAGGGUUUGGGUAAGUUUGCAUUGUUUAACCUGAAGUACAAUAACUGUUAACAUUCUAAACAAAGUUGAUUCCACUUUGUCCUUUCUCUGCAGACUUAAUACUGUUUUAACACUCAGGAACCAUUGCAAGGAACUUUCUCCAGAUCAAAUUAAUACUAAAGUAAAAGUCAUCCAAGCCCAGCCGUAUGUCACAACCCUUUAUUGCCUGAAGGGCAGAACUCAAGAGUCUGUUAUUUUAUGGCUGUAAUCAUGUACAUAGACAUCUUUUGGAGGAAAGAGGCAGGAUAACUCACUGGAGUUUGCAGUAUUUUGCUAGAGCAUUUGAAGGAAUGGAAUCUUCCCCAGUAUGAAAUUAUUAAACUAGCUUACUGAAGCUGAGGACUACAAGCUUUUAGGAUGUUAUUUUAAUGAUGUUUCUCUCUGGCAUGGAAUGUUGGUUUACCCUCCACCCCUUUCAUUAGCAUUAAUAUGAGUGAAUUUAUAGCUAAUUCUUUCCACUUGCCCUAUUUUCUUCUCACCAAGGAAGCUCCAGACCCUGUAUCUUGUUGGGCCCCACAAUUGAAGCAGCUUCUGCUUUUGUCUCCCAGCAGCAGUGAGCCGGUCUUUUCCACAGGAAGUUUGGAGCCUACAUUCCUUGAGUCAGGAGCUAUUGCUGAAAAUCCCUUUUUUUGAACUUUAGUCAGCAGAAAUUAGUGUAACUGACAGGCAUACUGAUUCUAAAUUUUUUUUACAUGAGUUCCUUUUUUAUUUAAUUUUUAACAAAAACGACCAAACCUUGAAGAGGAGUGGUAAUAUUAAAGCACUCAUUCCCUUAUUCUUUCAGGUUGCCCAUUCACUUUCAUUUGCUUGUCAUUUGACUUGGCGCACUUUGCACCCGGAGCAGUAACAACCCACACCAUCUUCCUUCAGGGACCUCCCAGUCGGCACUGUGUGGGUGCUAUGCAGAAUUAAGUAUAAUGGAUAUUUCUCAGCCUGAUUCAGAAUAAUAGAACCCUUGAUCCCAGAAAGAAUAGACUGCAGUGUGGAGUAAAGAUUAUGAUCAGGGGAGGGUUAGAGACAAAAGCUGUAAAUUACUAUGGCUGGUUGAUUUUUUUCUACUAUAUACAUAUAUAUAUAUAUUUUUUGCUUUUAUAUAUCCUACAUAGGAAACUAAGCAUUGUAUUUUUUUAACAAAUCUGAGAAAGCACUAUGAACUGCAGAUGUUUGACUUUCAGAAUAUAUUUUGUAUUACUAUCUUCACAUUGUGCGAAUGAAUACUGGAAGCUGCAGAUCUUUGCUAGGAUGCAAUAAAUUUAUAUCCUUUUCGAGGGGUUCUGGGGGUAUUAAUCAAGCCCCUGUUAUGUUUUGAGGGAGCUCUGGUGCUACUU